Molecule: messenger RNA, 2247 nt
Organism: Talaromyces stipitatus ATCC 10500
Lineage: Eukaryota; Fungi; Ascomycota; Eurotiomycetes; Eurotiales; Trichocomaceae
Product: ATP dependent RNA helicase (Rok1), putative
Exons: 1
Coding region: 1-2247 (748 amino acids)
Biological process (GO): maturation of SSU-rRNA
Cellular component (GO): 90S preribosome
Molecular function (GO): ATP binding; nucleic acid binding; RNA helicase activity
Source: RefSeq, a predicted model, not a curated record
AUGGAUGCAUUCAAGUUGUUGACCAGGUCAACAAAGUUGAAACCUUCCACUUCGACUACAAGUAGCCCAUUGCCUUCCGCCGGUAAAGCGGCGAAUCCGCAACUCUUUGGUACUGCAGAUGUUCAGUCCAACAGGAAAAGAAAAAGGCAGAAUGAAGUUGCUACUAAGCAGGCAGCCGAGGAAAGGAAUGAUGAAUUUGAAGCUACGCAACGACUCUUGUUCGGUGGGUCCCAUUCGACCUCAGGAACUGCCACCGCGCCGGCAGGAAAAGAAUCUAAAAAGAGCAAAAAUUCCAAGAAAGAUGCACCUGCAAAAACAGACGACACCCAAGAGGGUUCGGAUUCGGAACAUGAAGUUCAAGGCGUCACUAUGGAUGAGUCUGAGCGACGGUCGAUUUUGAAAACUCAUAAGAUCAAAGUUGUCGACUUGAGAGAUCUAGAAGAAAUUCUUGCGGAGAAGACUGACGACCACGAUGAAGACGCCAAAACCAAAAAGCAAAAGAAACGGAAAAUAAGUAAGGAAAUAGCUUCCCUCAGCAAAAAGAAACAAAAAGAGGCACGACAAGUGUAUCCGGAACCUUUGACUACGUUUCAAGAUUUGAGAAAGAAAUAUCAAAUAUCUAGAAAAUUGGCAGAGAAUAUCGCUGAACAGGGAUUUACGGUGCCAACUGAAGUGCAAAUGGGCAGCUUACCUCUUCUUCUCGGGAAUACGUCAUUUUCCAAGACACCUAUGAGGGAUGGUCAUGAACCGGAUUUGUUGGCUGUGGCUCCGACUGGUAGCGGAAAGACACUUGCGUUCCUCAUCCCUUUGAUCAAUAAAACUGUGAAAUAUCAUCGGGAGAACUUUGGACAGCGCGAGAUCACAUCGAUCGUUGUUGCACCUACAAAAGAGCUGGUAGGUCAGAUUGUCAACGAGGGGCGCAAACUGGCGAUUGGAACAGGAGUGAAAAUUACAGCAAUGAGGAAAGGGAUGCAGGUUGUUGCUCACGCCGAGAAGGAUGAAGAAGAGGAGGAUUCAUCUGAUUCAGGCUCGGAAUUCGAGUCUGACCAGGAGGAAGAUGGUGACAAGUCGGCUAAGCCAAACGGCAGCAAAAAGUCGGGCAACCUGACGAAGAGUGACAUCCUCGUCACCACGCCACUUGCCUUGGUUAAUGCUUUGACUGUGAAAGACACAGAAGAGACGGAAUCGCUUCCCUCGGUGCGGCAUCUUGUAUUGGACGAGGCGGAUGUGUUACUCGAUCCAUUAUUCCGCGAACAAACACUUGCGAUCUGGACUUCAUGCAACAACCCUGAUCUUGGAAUAUCUUUCUACUCCGCCACUAUGGGAUCUAGUAUUGAAGAGCUCACGAAGUCUAUACUUGAAUCACGCCAUGAGUCGCUCAACGCGAAGAAGAGACCUCUAUUGCGCCUGGUCAUUGGCCUAAAAGACACAGCCGUGCCAAAUAUUCAACACAAACUCAUUUAUGCUGCUACUGAGCAAGGGAAAUUGCUUGGAUUGCGCCAAUUACUUCACCCUACUGCUGCUAUCGCUCCUAAUGAAGUUCGACUUCGUCCACCAUUCCUCGUUUUCACGCAGACUAUUACUCGAGCCGUCGCAUUACAUUCAGAGUUACUCUACGAUAUCCCGAUUGAAGCAGGUGGUUCAUCUCGAAUUGCUGUUCUACACUCCGAUCUAUCUGAGACACGCAGAUCCGAAAUUAUGAAAGAUUUCCGCAAAGGCGAAAUUUGGAUUAUCAUAACGACCGACUUAUUGGCACGUGGUGUUGAUUUCCGCGGUAUCAAUGGUGUUGUCAAUUACGACAUUCCAACAUCAAGUGCUGGGUACGUUCACCGAGUAGGACGGACAGGUCGGGCUGGGCGUGAAGGAGGUGUGGCAGUGACAUAUUACACGAAGGAAGACAUCCCAUACGUUAAGAGUAUCGCCAACCUCAUCCACGCCAGUGAGAAACUGCAGGGCAAGGAACAAACAGUGCAAAAGUGGCUCCUUGAUUCACUUCCGGACCUCAGCAAGAAAGAUAGACAAGAUCUGAAAAGACAUGGUGUCAAGGCUCGUGCGGCCUCUGCUAAGUUCAAGCAUGACAUUAAGCAGACUGGGCAAGCACGUAUCAGCACGAAGAGUGGAUACGAUCGUCGAAUGGAGAAUAAGAGGAAGGGUGCUAUUUCUGCAAGUCGCAACAGGAUUCAACAGUCUUCUUCAGCUAAGGCUACUGUGGAUAGUGGAGAUGAGUGGAACGGGUUGGAUGAUUAG